AGCAGCUUCACCACCCUCCCACAGCACGACACUGUACCUUUACUACAACACAAUGGGACUGUAAUGUCAGCGAGGGGCGAGACUAGAGCAUCUUGUGUGCAGCAUUGAAUGUGUGUAUGGAUUUAAUGAUGAUGAAAAAGAAGAAAUUCAAGUUCAAGGUGGAUUUUGAGCUGGACGAGCUCUCGUCGGUCCCCUUUGUCAACGGUGUCCUCUUUUGUAAAGUCAGGCUGCUGGACGGCGGGUUCUCGGAGGAGUCUUCUCGGGAGCCAGUGCAGGCCAACUGUGUUCGAUGGAGGAAACGGUUCUCUUUCCCCUGCAAGAUGAGUGCCAGUGCAGGAACAGGUGUACUGGACCCCUGUGUGUGUCGCGUGUCUGUCAGAAAGGAGCUGAAAGGUGGAAAGGCGUAUGCAAAGCUUGGUUUUGCAGAUCUGAAUUUAGCAGAGUUUGCUGGCUCAGGGAAUACAACCCGCAGAUGUCUGCUGGAAGGCUACGAUACCAAAAAUACUCGCCAGGAUAACUCCAUUCUCAAGGUUAUCAUCAGUAUGCAGCUCAUGUCAGGAGAUCCCUGUUUUAAAACUCCUCCCUCCACAGCCACAGUGAUCGGGAUCCAGGGUGAUGGAGAGAGCCUGCUGGAGGAGAGGAGAGGAGGGGACUCACAGAAAGGCUGUUCUGAGAGUCGAGAAGGGAAGUGUCCUGUCGUUUCUGAUGAUCUUGGGGGCUGCGGCCACUCCCGAACGUCCAGUUACGCCAGCCAACAGUCCAAGCUCUCAGGCUACAGCACAGGUCACUCCCGCUCCUCCAGCAUGUCAGAGUUCAGCCACCGGAGAAACCAUUCGGUGGGCAGCGCUUCGACGGGCAUUGGCAGCAUCCCAGAGCCCAGCGAGGACCGGGACAGAGAGUCCAGACCCUGCCCUGCUCUACGUGAACACCCAGUCCCCACCGCCACCACUAGCAACCCAGCGGGUACACCUGUACGCAGCGCCUCAUCCUGUGAACGACUCAACAGACACCCGGUGAAGCAGGACUCCAUGGAGUCUCAGUUAAAGAGAAUGGACGACACGCGGGUGGACGCUGACGAUGUUGUUGAAAAGAUUCUCCAGAGUCAAGACUUUACACCUAGCCUACUGGACUCCAGUACUGAAGAGGAGGGCUUGCGUCUGUUUGUCGGCCCUGGUGGAAGCACGGCCCUUGGAAGCCAUCACCUACCCACCAGGGUUGGUGCUGGAGCGUACGAGCAGGUGGUGAUAAAGCGUUAGACCUGUAGCCUCUCAGAGGUGGACUGACACUGCUUACAUCAAAAAUAACUGGAGGCAAGGCUGCGUCAAUUUUAAUCUGCAUUCCUACAGCACACGUUACCUGAUCAGCAAAGUGUCUGACCUGAUCACUCUGUGAAAGGUUAACAUUACAACAGUGCCCUCCUGUGUUCAUAUCUGCCACAUGACACUGUAGCUCCCUGGUAGGUUUUUAAGAGCGAGAGGUAAACUGUCGUUAUCUCAGUGUCAACAUGCAGAUAUGAAAUAAGAGAAAUGACACAUUGACCAGAUUAUUCAAAAUAAUAACAUUUACAUAAAUGAAACCGUCCACUCCAACCGUCAAUCUCUGGGUGUCGAUAAGCCUCAUCUUUUUGAGGUCACCUGUAUCACCAAAUCCAAUUUAAACUGAUAGGAAGAAGAAAAUUAUUAAUCUUUCUCUGUAACAGAGGACACCAGGACAGGCUCUUUGUGUGCAUCAUCAGAAUGAACUGAAAUCUACGCUGCGCUGCGAUGCGCUUUCAAUACAUUCCUUUAGUCUCUUAGUGUUUUUGUUAGACUUCCUUUUCAACUAGGAUGUUCUAUUUAAUAUUUGCCUAUAAGCUGCUAAAAAGCUGUAAGUGUUGGCACUCUGACAACCAUCGCUGUUUUGAAGUUGAGAAUAUUUUACUACAAAGACGAGGCAUCAGACUCAAGCUAUUUGACGAGUGAGCGCUGACUGUGUGAAUGUGUUUGCCAUGUGGCAAGACCACUUUUAUUAGGCGUAACUGUUAUCCUGUUAUGUUGGAUGAGUGAAAGGAUGUGAGAUGAUCUCUUGUAAGGAGUGCUAUAUUGGUAAGUUUGCAAAGACAAAAUGGGAGAACAUGACAAUUUGCUGACUUGGUUCUUGUUCUUAUUUGUUUGGCUUUCUGCCGAGGGUUGUCCUGCAGUACUAAUCUGCCCUACAAAGGCAAAACCCAGUAACAAGUUUUGUUCAAAAAUGAGUUUUUAAAUCUAACUCUUUUUUUUAAUGACAUGUGGGUAAUCCAAUUUCCUCAAUUCAGUGUCUUAGCAGAUCUCAGUAACUCCAUCUUUGCUUUUGACUCUAGUGACACUGAUGUGCUUUGGUGUGAUUAAACUAACUUCAAGUCACACAUUUAAAUCUAUUAAAUUGUAAAUUAUUUUACAAAUUUCACUAUAAAUGUCAUUAAUAGAUGUACAGACAUAUGUGCAUUCAAAUCCUAUAAUCUGCGGACUAUAAAUAAUCAAAAUUGAGUUUAUUUUUGUAAACAAACUAGUUGAAAGGAUAACAAAGCUGAGCAUACACAUUUUGUUGUUACAUUCUGUGCAAAUUCCCCGAAGGUUAUCCAAAUGCAAUGAUUGCAUAGUUUUCCUUUCUCAAGUUGCUGCUCUCUGCCUUUGUAGGGCAGCAAAUAGCGAACAUAAAAAGGGGCUUCUAUGAUGAAUAUUACUAUAGAAGGGGAUAUAUCUAAUGCCCAGUGUUUCAGCUAUGUAUCUAUUGUAUACUUACGCUUUGCAACGCACCUACAUCUUUGUGAGCCGACCUGUUGACCAGGAAGCUAACAUCAGUGAACAAAUGAAGGAUCCUGUGACGCACUAACUAAUUAAUGUGUAAGGAUUGUAUAGUGAAGGACUAGUGAAGUAACCCACUGCCAUGAAGAAAAAUCUCAACAGCACCUGUUUUUAAAAAUGCCCAGAGUAAUAGUUUUGUGUAUGUGUAUGUAUACCCUGACAUCUUAAUUGUUUCAGAUCAGAGUUAAAACCAGUCUAACUAACCAACACAAUCAACACAUGAAUGAUCAGUGAACCUAAUAACAUAAAUCUGCUGAGAGUUUUGAAAUCCUGAUAGUGUCACGCACGCUCGCUAUUUGCAUUUCUAGCCUAAAAGGAGAUUAAGUGCACAACUUAUUUAGUUUAUAAGUAAAUUAGCCAAAGUACACAACACACUGUUAUUACCUGGGACUCUGCAAGGCCUAUGCAUAAUGAGAAUAUUAGACGCAUUAUAACUAGUGAAAACAGACUGCACAGUAUCUGUAAUCUUCUGUCUCCUGUCAUAAGCCAUAGCAGAGGUAGCAUACCUCCUCUUCUACAUAAACUCUAUACGUAUUAUAUCAAUAUCUGCACAAGUGUCAUCAGUGUAUGGUGUUUUAACUAUACGUCAGUGUUCUGUUUUUAUGUUCCUGUGUUCUGCAUGAUCAAAACGUCCUUUUGUUAGCUCGCAGAACUUAACACAUCUUCAUGUUUUUCCUCAUUUUGAUAUUGUGCCAUCUCUUAUCUGAAUAUUUCCACAUUGAAGGAACAAUUUCGCUAAUUAGCAUGUAGGGAAUCAUUGUUCUCAUUUCUUCCUGUUAAAAGCAGAUAUCUGCACAGUGUAUGAUGUAACUGUAGAUCUGUGUUCUCAUUUUGUGUUUUUACUUUCGGCAUGGUUUAAAUGUUGUAUGUUAAGAAAAUCAUAUCUGUAAAGAAAUCAUCGUCUUUGUUUUUGAAUCUUUCAUUGCUGAUAUUGUGCCAUAUUUUGCUAAAUGUUUUAUUGUUAAGAAACAAAGUGUUCUCACUACAUAGUUAUGACAGUGUUAAGUGUAUGAUUUAUGGCUACCAAAUAUCAACUAUUGGAUAUUUUUUCUGUUUUUUUUUUUGUUUGUUUUUUUUCCCUUUUUUGAUAAAAAAAAAAAAAAUCUUUUGUUUUACCUGUGUGACACAGGUAUGAUUAUCUUGGUACCUAACAUGUUGUUACAAACAUGGUUUCUUCUUCUCUUCUGUGAAGCUGUUGUCUAUAUAAAACUGUAAAAUAUAUUCUCCUGUAAAGUGACGUUCUGCGCUGUUCUGACACUGUCCAGUGUUUCCUGUUACAGACCAACAUUUGCUUCCUUAACAAGUGUACUGGAUGCUUCAAAUGUGUACCUUGCACUGUUGAAUAAAAGUUAAAAGUCUUCA
Epinephelus lanceolatus (giant grouper) is the source of this 4184-nucleotide messenger RNA. RefSeq names its product EEIG family member 2. The record is from RefSeq and is a predicted model, not a curated record. Lineage: Eukaryota; Metazoa; Chordata; Actinopteri; Perciformes; Serranidae.